This is a messenger RNA of Gordionus sp. m RMFG-2023, 2150 nucleotides long. Its product is annotated as 2-(3-amino-3-carboxypropyl)histidine synthase subunit 2-like. Gene Ontology annotation, molecular function: 2-(3-amino-3-carboxypropyl)histidine synthase activity. Bases 32 to 1933 code for a protein of 633 amino acids. Lineage: Eukaryota; Metazoa; Nematomorpha; Gordioida; Chordodea; Parachordodidae. The transcript has 8 exons. Gene Ontology annotation, biological process: protein histidyl modification to diphthamide. The record is from RefSeq and is a predicted model, not a curated record.
CCAACGUGCUGGAUAUGGUAAGAGUUUUAACAUGCGGAGCAAAAUAUUUUAUCAAUACUUUGAAAUAGAAUUUAUUAUAAAUUGGAUAAAUCAGAAUGGAUAUAAAAGGGUCGCUUUACAAUUUCCUGAUGAGUAUCUUAAAUAUUCUCUAGACAUUUCUAAUUUGAUAAAAGCCAAAUCUGAAUGUCAAACAUAUGUUUUAGCAGAUACAUCUUAUGGAAAUUGUUGUGUCGAUUUAAUAGCAUCUCAACAUGCAAAUUGUGAUUCACUAAUACACUUUGGCCCAGCUUGUUUAUUUUCUGGAACUAUCAAUGAUAAUAUAACAAAUUUUAAAAAUGGUUUUCCUGUAUAUUAUUGCUUUGCACAUCUUGAUUCAUCUGAAAAAUAUAAUGUGACUGAUUUUAUAAAUUCAAUUUUUUAUGAACCCCUGAAUAAAAAGGAUUCUAAUGCCAAUGAACAAGAACAAAUACUAACAAGUGUAGCCUCUAUUUUUAAUGAGUAUCAAAAACUUCAUAUGACUGAUUCAAAUUUGAAAAUUCAAAUUCUGCUAUUUUAUGAAUUUUCUUAUUUCAGGAAUAUAAUAAAGAAUUUAGAUGCCAUGGAAAUAAUACUGCAAGAAAAAUUCACAGAUAUGUUGCUAAGAUUGAAUAAAAAUAAUUCCAGCAUCAAUUCAGAAGACAAAAAGAUCACUUUAGAUUUUAUUAUCUCAGCCCCUGAUUUUCCUCCUAACAGUUAUUGCUCUGAAAAUAUGUCAGAAACAAAUCACAAUUACUUUAGUAAUAAUAAUAAUGAAAACAAAUUCAUCAGGGAAUGCUCCAGAAUAUAUUUAUCCUCAAAAUCUAUUCAAAAUAUUUCUCCACAUAAUGCAAAUAAACUUGUGAGGACUAAAAUCGUCAAAAAUGGUAUCCUUAAUUUUGUCAUACCACCUGAGAUUUGUAGCUCAUAUAGCUUUAAUGAGGACCAAGUCAAGGAUAAUGAAAAUAAUGAAAAAUCCCCAAACUCUUUUGAUUUUGAAGAAAAAAUUUGCCAAUCAUUCUUGAUUUUUGUGGGCCACCAAGAAUGCCCAGCAUUUACUAGAAUAUUUUUUAGAUAUUUUCCCAAAAUUUAUGCCUCAAAAAAUGGUCUAUCAGGUGGAGAAAUUAAUACUUCUUCAGUGAGAAGGUUUGACAAAGUGGAUUCAUUUUUCAUUUAUGAUCCUAAUUACCAGAAAAGUUUAGAUUGCUUGAUGCUUAGAGACGAUUUUUCUAUGAAUAGGAUGAUAUCCAGGAGGUAUUUCUAUAUUGAAAAAGGACGCCAAGCUAAAAUUGUGGGAAUUAUAAUUGGCACAUUAGCCGAUUCUCGAAUAAUCGAAGCUAUACAAAGUUUAAAAGAAAUGGUAAAAAGAGCUGGCAAAAAGAGUUACACCUUCAUAUUCGGUAAACUGAAUCCGAAUAAGUUGGCUAAUUACGGUGAAGUAGAUGUUUUCGUUCUCCUUUCGUGUCCUGAAACUUGCAUGAUGCCACUAGAAAAAUCGAAGAAUUUUCACAAACCUAUAUUGACCGCAUGGGAAAUGGAAUUAGCUUGCACCGAUCCUGGCGGAAUGGGCGGUCAUUCCUUUGAAACGGUGGAUUUAGAUUUCAUUAACACGCUCUCUUUAGCUGAGCCGCAAGUUCGUGAAACUGGUGCCCUAGCGGUUGGAUCUCAAGAUACCAAUUUAUCGAAUCAAGAAAUUACGAACGAUUCUUCAACUAUGCUAACUAAUAAAAUGGAUAAUUUAGCAUUGAUCCCCAAGGAAAAUUUAGAUAUCAGUAUCGUCACCAGCUAUGACUACUUAUGCCAAUUGAGUUGGAAAGGAUUGGUAUAUGCCGAGGAUUUAGAGUCGCCAACACACCCAGCUCUUAUUUCGAUUGGUCGCUCGGGCAAUGCCAGUCAUUAUAUAUCUGAACCGUCAUAAAGGCCUACAACAAACAAUUCAAAAGCACGAUUGCCCAUUAUUUAAAUUUUUCUUUAAUACUCCUACAUAUAGACCGGACAUUGAAAAUUUUUUUACUCUGGCCCGAGUCUAGCUGUUAGAUGUGGCAGACCCGAUAAAUAAAUGUUGGAAAUAUUUCAUUAUAUAAAUUUUCUAUCACCUUUUUUUCGACAUAAUGCAAAAUUUUUUAUAUAAUGAA